GCGAGACUCAUCCUGCUCCUGCGUGUAAUGGCCGAGUUGAAUAACAGCCCGCCGAUAAGACUAGAGUCGGUGGCAGCAAGAGCUUUGCUUGAAGACAAGGAGAGGAGGUGGGGUGGGGAGGACAGGGUUGUGUACAGAGAGUGCCAGAAGAACCACGCUGCAAGCAGCGGAGGCCAUGCGAUCGAUGGCUGCGGGGAGUUCAUGCCAUCGGGCAGUGAGGGCACGCCGGAAUCGCUGCGUUGUGCUGCGUGCGACUGCCACCGCAACUUCCACCGGAAAGAGAUAGUAGACGGCGGGAGCGGCAUUGGUGUCGGUGUCGGUGUGGGGGUAGGUGUAGGCGUUGGGCUGAACGUUGGGGUGGGUGGUGGGGGCGGGGGGGGGGUCGGGGGCAGCCCCGGUGCUGCGGCGGGGGGCGGAAGCGGUAGUGCAGCAGGCUAUCCCGCGCUCUGCGAAUGCCAGAGAAGCCGUAAAGAGAGGAAGAAGCUCGCCCAUACGAGCCCGUCGGCUAUGGCUGUCGUACAUGUAGUUAGGGACGUCGGAGGGCACACUCCUGGCAGAUCAGGCGAGGCUCCUCUUCUUCUCCCUGCGGCUACUGCCAAUGCUGUAGGCAGCCUACAGGCAACCGGGGACUCGGAGGGGAUCUACCCUUCCACGGACAGGGACGGAUGCUCUGCAAAGAGAUUCCGCACCAAAUUCACGUCGGACCAGAAGGAGAAGAUGGCUGCGUUUGCAGAGAGAAUAGGAUGGAAAAUUAAUAAGAUGGACGAGCAGGACGUGCGGAACUUCUGCGCAGAGAUCGGGGUUCCCAAGCACGUUCUCAAAGUGUGGAUGCACAAUAACAAGAAGACGUUUCGGACUAUUAAGACGGAGUGAAUGAAUAUUGGCCAUUAGAAGGUUUUGUCCGCUGCACUUUUGCCCCCCUCUCCCCCUUUCACACGAGAGAGAGAGAGAGAGAGAGAGAGAGAGAGAGAGAGAGAGAGAGAGAGAGAGAGAGAGAGAGAGAGAGAGAGAGAGAGUUCCAUGGAGAGCUUGAGGAAUACGGAGGAGGCGUGGCUGAAAGUGAGGGUGGGGUCCACCAUUCGCUCGUUGAUCGAGCUUAAGGGGUGAAGCCAUUGCGAGUAGUGGAACGGGAAGAGGAAGAAGUAGAGGAAGAUGGAGAAGGCGAAGAAAAUAACUUGGAAGAGAAUAACGAAAGCAAGAUGAAGAGGAAGACAACUGGCCGUGGAAGUGGACGAAGAGAGUCGUCAAGAAAUGAACAGAAUGGAGUGCA
This is a messenger RNA of Chara braunii, 1270 nucleotides long. The record is from the annotation of a GenBank genome assembly. Lineage: Eukaryota; Viridiplantae; Streptophyta; Charophyceae; Charales; Characeae.